Messenger RNA from Hippocampus zosterae (dwarf seahorse), 1569 nucleotides. RefSeq names its product torsin family 2, member A (gene tor2a). Gene Ontology annotation, cellular component: endoplasmic reticulum lumen; nuclear envelope. The transcript is spliced from 5 exons. Gene Ontology annotation, molecular function: ATP hydrolysis activity; ATP binding. NCBI's taxonomy places the organism in Eukaryota, Metazoa, Chordata, Actinopteri, Syngnathiformes, Syngnathidae. Bases 94 to 1029 code for a protein of 311 amino acids. The record is from RefSeq and is a predicted model, not a curated record.
UGGCGUCAUCCAGCAAGUAAAACAACCGAGCGGGCUGGAGGGGCCCAAAUGGCGUGGGGCUUCGGCUGAGGCGAACUCCCCAAACAAAGAGAAAUGACAACUGUUUUGCCCCUGCUGCUUUUGUGCGUUUGCGCGCCUGCCCGCUGCGUGUUCCAGAAGUUAUACUGCACCAUCGCCGACAGUUGCGACUGCGACUUUCGACCCAACGUCAGAGAGUUUGAGUGGGACCUGUACAAGAAUGUCUUUGGGCAGCAUCUGGCCCAGGAGGUGCUCUCGGAAGAGUUGUCCCGCUUCCUGGCCCAAGAGGCGCCCGAGAAGCCGCUGGUGCUCUCCCUGCACGGCUCGUCGGGCACGGGCAAGACGAUGGCGGGCGAUAUGCUGGCGCGCCACCUGUACGCCUCGGCCACCGGCAGCCCCUUCGUCCACCAGUUCAUCCCCACGCUGCACUUCCCCGCCGGAGGACACGUGCAGGCGCAGCGGGAGCAGCUGAAGUCUUGGGUGCAGGGCAACGUAACGGCGUGCGCCCGCUCCGUCUUCAUCUUCGACGAGGUGGACAAAAUGGCGCCCGGGCUGCUGGACGUUCUGGAACCCUUCCUGGGCCCCUCCCACGCGGUCUUCCGCACCAACUACCGCAAGGCCAUCUACAUCUUCAUCAGCACGGCGGGCGAGGAGGAGAUCAACAAAGCGGCCCUGGAGCAACGUGAGGCCGGGCGGGACCGAGAGGAGAUGACGGCGGCCGAGCUCCAGGACGCCAUCGCUCGGGCCGUCUACGACAACCCCACCAGUGGCCUCUACAACUCGCCCAUCAUCCGUCAGAAGCUGGUGAGCGCCUUUGUGCCCUUCUUGCCGCUGUGCCGCCACCACGUGGAGCGCUGCGCGCAGACGCAGCUGUGCCAGCGUGGCGCCUGCGAGCGCCGCGACGUGGCACGCGCGGCGGCGGCCCACAUGGCCUACCAGCCGUCGCCGGGACACUACUUCUCCACCAGCGGCUGCAAAAACGUGCCCGCCAAGAUCAACCUGCUCUUGUGACAGCCGAGCAGGUGCGGCAGAGGUUUGGAGCCGCCCCCCCCCCAUGACUCCCUUUUUAGUUUUUAUUUUUUUAACAUGACAACAUCAAACCUCGCCAACAACGUUCCAAGUCCAAGAUGUUUCCACGUCAACAGAAGGAUCUUUUUAAAAAAGAUAUUUUUCAACAUGUUUUGGGGUGGGGGAAAUCCAAUGCAGACGUUUGCUUCCGUCACCAGGGGGUGCUAAAGAGUGCCUGGGGAGCAAAUGGUGCAAUUCUUCUGAACAUGCAGUUAUCGUGUUGGUAAUUUAUUUUCACAAGAUGUGGGUAACUUAUAUGGCGAAUAUCCUCAUGUGGACACUUCAUUAAGGACAUCGAGGAAUGAACGCCAAUGCAACACCCCAACCCCCCCCAAAAAAACUGCACCUUGGCAAAGACAAUGUUCAAGUACUCAAGUACUGUAUCACGCUGUUUGCUGUUCCUAAUCUUUUGGCCACCCAAAAUGAGGCCGAGAAAUAUUGGAGCAGGUCAAAAAAUGAAAACAACAAAAAAAACAACUCAAA